Molecule: messenger RNA, 1351 nt
Organism: Coffea arabica (coffee)
Lineage: Eukaryota; Viridiplantae; Streptophyta; Magnoliopsida; Gentianales; Rubiaceae
Cellular component (GO): cytosol
Molecular function (GO): protein-folding chaperone binding
Source: RefSeq, a predicted model, not a curated record
AUGGCAGAUCCUGUUGCGAGGUCGCCUCCAGCGAAUUUGUAUAGCAUUCUUGGAAUCUCCAAAGCUGCAUCCCUUGCAGAUAUUAGCAAGGCCUACAAAUCUUUGGUUAUGAAAUGGCAUCCCGAUAGAAAUACAUCCAAUAAAGCUGAAGCUGAAGCCAAGUUCAGCACCAUCAACGAAGCCUACAGGGUUCUGAGUAGCAAAAAACGAGAGGAAAUAAAUGGAACCAGUCAUGAUGAUCCAAAAACACCGGAAAAUUCAUAUCACCAUCGAUCCUCCUCAGAUGAUGAUGGACAAUUCGUGAUUUCCAGCCCUACGCUGCUUUCCAGCACAAGCACCCGCAUCACCCCUACAGGCACUCCAAGGUCGUCGGACGGUUCGAGCCACAGGGGAUACUACAGCGGUGCUCCUUCGCCCAGAAAUUUCUAUGGCCAUUCGAGAAGUCCCAACGGGACUGAUACCCCAUCAACCCCGACCACCCCAGAGCCACCCCUCGUUUCUUUAUCAAAAAUAACCAGCAAAAGAGCCACAAACCCCAUUAUUUAUUCACAGACUACGGCUCGGAGGAAAGCUCAGCCCAUACAGAAGAAGCUCGAAUGCACGCUGGAGGAGUUAUGCCACGGAUGUGUCAAGAAGGUCAAGAUAACCAGAGAUGUCAUCUCAAAUGCAGGGAUCAUCGUUCAAGAAGAGGAGAUACUGAGGAUCAAAGUAAAGCCAGGGUGGAAGAAAGGAACGAAGAUCACAUUCGAAGGGAAGGGGGACGAGAGACCGGGAAUGCAUCCAGCGGAUAUAAUCUUCAUAAUCGAUGAGAAAAGACACCCCCUUUUCAAGAGAGAAGGUGAUGAUUUGGAGCUGGGAGUUGAGAUCCCCUUAGUUCAGGCUUUGACAGGAUGUACAAUUUCUGUUCCUUUAUUAGGAGGGGACCAAAUGGAUUUAUCCAUAGGUGAUAUAAUAUUCCCAGGGUACGAGAAAAUCAUUCCCGACCAAGGCAUGCCCAUCUCUAAACAACAUGGUAGGAGAGGAGACCUUCGGCUCAGGUUCCUUGUUGAAUUUCCGACAGAUUUGAGCAAACAACAGCGCUCGGCAGUCGUUCGUAUUCUUGAAGAUUGUUGUUGAUAUCAGCAAGACCUGUGUCGUUGUUCCUCUGGUCUUUAGCAGAAUUAAUCAGUUUGCCUCACAGAAAUAUGUAAAUGGUGUUAGUAUUAGGCAGAACAUCAAUGUACUGGCUCAUAUAGAUAUGCUAACUUAUCUCUGAAGAUGCAUCCCAGCAAUACAUCUUUGAAUAGAACAAGCAAAUUAUGCCUUGCCGGAGAUGACUGAGCUUUGAAUAGAACAGAGAAUUUUGAGAUGA